This is a messenger RNA of Cimex lectularius (bed bug), 516 nucleotides long. RefSeq names its product heat shock protein DDB_G0288861-like. Lineage: Eukaryota; Metazoa; Arthropoda; Insecta; Hemiptera; Cimicidae. The record is from RefSeq and is a predicted model, not a curated record. Bases 1 to 516 code for a protein of 171 amino acids. The transcript has a single exon.
AUGAACCAAGCAGCAACCUCAACUGUCAACCAAUCAACCAAGCAGCAAUCUCAACCGUCAACCAAUCAACCAAGCAGCAAUCUCAACCGUCAACCAAUGAACCAAGCAGCAACCUCAACCGUCCACCAAUCAAUGAAGCAACAACCUCAACCGUCAACCAAUCAACCAAGCAGCAAUCUCAACCGUCAACUAAUGAACCAAGCUGCAAACUCAACCGUCCACCAAUCAAUCAAGCAACAACCUCAACCGUCAACCAAUGAACCAAGCAGCAACCUCAACCGUCCACCAAUCAAUCAAGCAGCAACCUCAACUGUCAACCAAUCAACCAAGCAGCAAUCUCAACCGUCACCCAAUGAAUCAAGCAGCAACCUCAACCGUCCACCAAUCAAUCAAGCAGCAACCUCAACUGUCAACCAUUCAACCAAGCAGCAACCUCAACCGUCCACCAAUCAAUCAAGCAGCAACCUCAACAGUCCACCAAUCAAUCAAGCGGUAACCUCAACUGUCAACCAAUGA